AUGGCUAUCACACCCCGAGAUGAAUCCGACUAUGACAGCAGCUGUUCGUCGAUAACCGUGCCGGACUCAAGCCGGAGCUGGAUGAGCAACCUCAGCUUCGGCAGCCGCCGGAGCUCUAUCUCCGUUUGUUCCUCUAGUGACUCGUAUUUUUCGAACUGUCACAAGCCACACAAGGCCAACCAAGCUGCCUGGGAAGCCAUGAAGCGGCUACGAUGUGAGAAAGGCCAUGUGGGGCUCGACCAUUUUCGGCUUCUUCGCCGGCUAGGAAGCGGAGACAUCGGAAAUGUUUAUCUUUGCCAGAUUAGGAACCCGCUUGUGGGGUUACAGCAGUGCUUUUAUGCUAUGAAAGUUGUGGAUAGAGAAGCUCUUGCCAUAAGGAAGAAGUUGCAAAGAGCUGAGAUGGAGAAAGAGAUUUUGGGCAUGCUAGAUCAUCCUUUUCUGCCCACGUUAUACGCUGAUUUUGAUGCUUCCCAUUAUUCUUGCCUGGUUAUGGAGUUUUGUCCCGGUGGAGACUUGCAUGCAUCCCGGCAACGCCAACCCGGAAAACGCUUCAGCAUUUCAUCUGCCAAGUUUUAUGCAGCUGAAACGCUGUUAGCGCUAGAGUAUCUUCAUAUGAUGGGGAUAAUAUAUAGAGAUCUUAAGCCAGAAAAUGUGCUGGUAAGAGAAGAUGGGCACAUCAUGCUUUCAGAUUUCGAUCUCUCUCUUAAAUCUGACGUUGUCCCUAAGGUCAUAAGGUCUGCGAAAGUUUGUCCAGCUGAUCAUCAACCUACUCAUAAUCAUAAAAAUACUACCAAAUGCUCCACUCCAACUUGUGCUUUGCCCAUACAGCCCGUGCUUUCAUGUUUCUCAACUUCCAACAAGAAAUGCACUACUAUUACCGUUACGGCUACACCAUUGCAGCAGCAACCACCGCCGCAGGCGACCAACUUCACAUAUAAUAUUCAAGAGUACAACCCGGAAUUGGUGGCGGAACCCAUUGAUGCUAGAUCCAAGUCCUUCGUCGGGACCCACGAGUACUUGGCCCCGGAGGUGAUAUCAGGGCAAGGCCAUGGAAGUGCUGUAGAUUGGUGGACUUUUGGGGUGUUCUUGUACGAAUUGUUGUACGGGAAAACACCAUUCAAGGGUGAGAAUAAUGAGAAAACUCUGAUUAACAUAUUGAAACAGCCGUUGGCUUUUCCAAGAAUCGGUGUGAGCACGACCAAGGAGUACGAGGAACUGUUGAAAGUUCAAGACCUGAUUAGCAAGUUGUUAGUGAAGAAUCCCAAGAAGAGAAUUGGAAGUUCGAAGGGUUCGGUUGAAAUCAAGAGGCACGAGUUCUUUAAUGGUGUGAAUUGGGCUUUGAUUAGGUCUGUUAGGCCACCUGAGGUCCCCUGUGAUCUUCACAAGAUUAGGAGUAGAGUUAUGAUACCCAAAUUAAGCAAGAAAGAUAGAGAAGCUCCUUAUCAGAUUCCUCAUCAUUUUGAUUACUUUUGAGUGUGAAUUGUAAAUAAUUACUAUGAGUUUUGCAGGAAUUUUCGAGUUAAUUAUGUAAUCCUAGAAGACUGUGAGCUGUUUGAGUGUCUUUCUACGUGCAUGCUUUACUCUAGGUAAGGAGAAUUUAGGGGGCAGAUCAUAUUGUAAGCAUCAUAUCUAAUUGUUUAACAAGGCUUUGAAAUA
Molecule: messenger RNA, 1656 nt
Organism: Coffea eugenioides
Lineage: Eukaryota; Viridiplantae; Streptophyta; Magnoliopsida; Gentianales; Rubiaceae
Product: protein kinase PINOID 2
Exons: 2
Coding region: 1-1473 (490 amino acids)
Biological process (GO): protein phosphorylation
Cellular component (GO): plasma membrane; cytoplasm; nucleus
Molecular function (GO): ATP binding; protein serine/threonine kinase activity
Source: RefSeq, a predicted model, not a curated record